This is a messenger RNA of Symbiodinium necroappetens, 1263 nucleotides long. Lineage: Eukaryota; Dinophyceae; Suessiales; Symbiodiniaceae. The record is from the annotation of a GenBank genome assembly.
AUGGCGUGCGUGAUUGCGGUUCCCCUUGUUUACGACGGAGAUUUCAUGACCUUUGCAUUCAUGAUGUUUGCCAACAGCUUCCUGUAUUCCAUGCACUGGUCGGUUUCCGCUGGACGAAUUCAUGUCUCCGUGGCAAGUCUCCGGUGUUUCUAUGUCUUUGCGUACGCAAUAAUGGUCUUGGCGCACUGGAUGGGUCCGCAGUCAUACGACGCCCACUCAUCGGCCCAUAUGAAGUGCUUGGAGGCUGGACAGUUGGUCUCAAUCCUUGUUUUCGUGGACAGCCGGACCCACACCGUUGGUCAACUCGUAUUGGCUCUCACGGAGGUAUGUCGUCACAUUGUGAACCGCGGUUGGGAGCGAACGGAAUUGACGGCGACCAUCCAUGCGCAGCUUGUGUUUUCAGGGCUACUCAUCAUCGCCGCCAUCGUAUUCGAGCUUAUUCUCCGUGGACGUGUAGCCGCACAAUUUCAACAUGCAGAUGCUGAGUCGUUGGUCUCAAGCUUCCGUACGCUGUUGGGAGGCAUUUGCGAUGCAGAGCUGCUGUUGGAUGACAAGCUUAAAAUUGAAGCGGGCACGGGUUUGAGUCGCAUUCUGCUGUCAGGGAAUGUGUGGGAGGGUGCCGCGUUUGAGGACCUGUUGUCCCAGGACCUUGAGGAGCAGCUGCGUUUCCAAGCUUUCAUGUCGACGGGGGGGCAUGACAGUCAGCCGACACCUGCAACUGCGCCAUGUCUCCGCGUGACUUUUUGCACUGCUCAGCAGCAGAGGGUUGGCGUGGACCUGUACCACGUGCCAGUGCCGCACUUGUAUGGCUGCGAGGAUGCCUAUCAUCUUCUUGCCAUGAAGAUGGAUAUGGAAUCCUCUGCAUUGCCGGAGGCAAUGCCGGCGCAGAUUCCUUCCAUUGCCUCGAGGAGUAUGACGUCCACCAGCAAUGGUCUUCGCUCAAGAGCCUCCUCACGGGCAUCUAGUGCGGCGGAAGGAUCGCUGCUGCCGGGUUUGCCACACUUGAAAGAGCUCAUGCUGGUGGUGGAUCCACAGCAGAGCCACGAAGUAGUGCAGGUUCACAUGCAGUACAAGGAGGGUCGACGGCGACAAGACGAAAGGCCAGCGGUCAACUUGCGGCAGUUCGUGCGGCCAACGGAGUGGCAGACGAUCAGCUCCCAAGUCCAGCAGUUCGCCAAUCGGGGAAGGUCGGGCAACACGCAGAAGGACGACCUGGGUAUGGUGUGGGUCAGGAUGAUCGACAAUCCCGGCAAGCAUCUCGCA